This is a messenger RNA of Schistosoma guineensis, 1068 nucleotides long. The record is from the annotation of a GenBank genome assembly. Lineage: Eukaryota; Metazoa; Platyhelminthes; Trematoda; Strigeidida; Schistosomatidae.
AUGAAUCAUUCAUAUAAUCAUAAUGAUUUAUUAACUAUAUCAUCUAUAACUAUAAAUAAUGAUAGUCGAAUUGAUUCAGAAACGCAUACAAUUACACAAAUUUGUUUUUCAUUAGCAUUUUGUUCUACAUUAAUCCAUCUAAUAUUUAUAUUAUAUUUUACACGUAUAAGAAAACUUUAUGGUUUCUGUAUCAUGAUACAUUGUUUAUUUUAUUCAAUUUCAUAUUUAAUGACAUUAAUUACAUGUUCAUUAAGUAAAAAAACUAAUCUUAUUCAUAUUAUUUUUGGAUAUUUAGCCGAUUAUUGUAUCUUGACAACUAUAAUAAUGAAUUUGAAAUCAUCAUUAAUGAUUGUUUAUUUACUGUUGAGUAGACGAGAAAAUACGAAUGGUUACCAUGGAAACUAUCAAUUAUGUAAUUCUAGUAAUGUAUGUUUAAAUCAUAUUAAAAAAUUAUGUUAUAUAAUGGGACAUGUAAUGGUUAUCAUUUUACCUAUAUUAUAUAUUGUAAUUAGUACAUUUUUAUUUGAAACUAAUAAUUAUAUCAGUGAAGAUCAUAAAGAAUUUGCUGUUAUAUCAUGUAAUUUAACACCAAAUUAUGGACAUUUUUAUAUUUUCUUUCCAAUAUUAUUUAUAUUAUUAUUAUUACAAUUUUCUUGUAUUUUAAUUAUAAUUAAAUUGCUUAUUGGUCAACAACAAAAUACUAAUCAUUAUCAUGAUAGUAUUACAACAUUAUGGAAAACAACAAAUAUAAGUGCACGUUUUUGGAUUACAUUAAAAUUUACAAUUACACAUAGUUUGGUAUGGUUGAUUGCAUUUUUAGCAUUAAUACAAGCAUCUAUUUCUCUUUGGCAUGUAUUCACAUUAUUAUAUAGUUUACAAGCUAUUUAUAUUACUGUAAAUUGUACAUUUACACGUCCUAUAUUAGAUUUACUUUAUCAAUGGCGUGAAGAAAAAAUGGAUUAUUAUAAAAAUGAACAUCAUCUAUUAUUGAUUAAUCAUAUUUUAAAUACCAAUCAACAAAAUGAUACAAAACAAGAUAGAAUCAAUAAUGUAUUGAUUAAUUAUUAA